Molecule: messenger RNA, 2409 nt
Organism: Xyrichtys novacula (pearly razorfish)
Lineage: Eukaryota; Metazoa; Chordata; Actinopteri; Labriformes; Labridae
Source: the annotation of a GenBank genome assembly
AUGUGGCGGAAGGAGCUGACUCUGGUGUUACUAACAAGUAAGGCGAAUAUAUUGUUAUUGGCUGAAACUUAGGCUGUUACAAACAUGUUAAAGUUUCAAAAUGAAUGUGUUUUGUAAUGUUUCAGUUAUUGCUGUACUUAAUUGACCAACCAAUGCACCAUCAGCUCUACCUAUCCAUCUUUCUACCUCUUAAUCCAUCUGUCCCUCUAACAAUGUAUCUUUCUGUCUUUUCUUAGUAGCAGCUGUGGUGAUUUUGGGUGAGGAGCCUGUGAUCUUGGGGAAACGGACUGAUGUGUCCCAUCCCUCUGGUUCCUCCCUGACUUUGAGCUGCAAUUUAAAUACAAAGACUUAUCAGAGAUUUCGCUGGUUCUUGUUUCGUAACUCCUCUGUACCUUCAGUCCAAAAUCUAGAAGAAAUAUACAAGGACAUGUGUUUCAGGACCAAAAAGGACUCCCCCAUGGUUUGUAACAAAACACAGCUCCCAAAGGACAACGGCAUCCUCACUGAAGAGGAUGUGUUACAGUACACUCUGUUAAACGCUACAGAGGCAGACAGUGGAUUAUACUAUUGCAAAGUCACAGCAGAGAUUCCUGAAUUUGAAACUAAAUGCAGUGAUGGAACAGAAAUCAUUAUUGGUAAGUCUAACUCUUGACUCAGUCCAGUUACCUACGGUUUGUUUCUCCAUUGCUUUAGAAGUGUUUUUAAAUAAUUUCUUAAGAUCUUGAGGCUGAAGAAUUUCUCUGAAAAAGGCAACGAGACACUCUAGAAAACCUACAAAAAUUCUGAUUUCUCCGGUACCUUUAAUUUAUAUGUUAAAGUGAAAUGAAUGUGUCAGUGAAUAUGUACUUCUUUAGCUGACACUAAAGGUCUACAGGUUGAUACUGUUGUUGUUCACCGCCUGCUUUUGAGUACCAGAGUGGAAAUUCCACAUAUUUGAAUUUGUGAAAAAAAGAAACAGAAAGGAGUGUUUACUCAAGAUUUGUAUGCUGUGUUAAAGAAAGAUUUCACAGCGCUGCUCUGCGCCUAAACAAAUAUUACUUAUACAACAGUCUCAGACACGCGGAGCCAGAUAUGUCCACUGAUCAAUUUAAACAAUCAGUUAAUUUAUGAUGGCAAUAAUUCAUAUCAAAAAUGAUCUAAAGACACAAACAAGAGAAAGUUGAGCGAGAACAGCAUUUGGCAUUAAAGUCAAACUUUUUUUAAGAGGCAAAAAACCUUGAACAAAGUUACACCAGUAAACCGCCAUUUGAUGGGAAUGAUUUGGACAGAGAUAUAGGGAUAUGGAGAUAAACUUUAAUACAGUCCACAGGCAGAAAAGUUACAGAACCAUUUUUGGUACAUUGAAGUGACACUGGACGUCCUGCUACUCAGCUGCCGACAGUGAAUCUAUAACCCAGGCAGACAUUACAGCCUCUUUAACAGUGCUUCAGGCAGAUUUUGACACAUAAACAAACUAUUCUGUAUGUGACAGCAAUUUCUGUCGCAAAAAAGUAACAUUUUUGUUUAAUCUAACCAUGCAACUGCUUAAUACCAUAAAACAGCUAUGCUUAAAUAUCUGCUUUAAGCCUCAUCAUGCAGUCAAUGAAUAACACCUUAAAUUGUGAGGGGAUACAUAUGUUAACCCUUUUGCUUGCUCUGCUUCUUAAAGUAUUGUUUUGUUUCCUCCAUGACAGCAAAGCGCAUGGAACACACAACGUAUCCACUUCCCAUAGUAACGGAUAAACAAGGUGUGUGUGUGUGUAUCUACCAGCAUCUAGCUCAUAUGAGCAAUAAUGCAUUAAACUUUGUACAGCCAGGCCUCAUAUGUUGGUGGGAGAUUAUUGUUAGAUGUUGUUCUGAACUGAGAGACAAUGUUGAUCCACUUAUAGAGGUGUUAAAACCAUCGGUGCGGGUGUUAAAAAAUGUGUCAAAGUGUAUUUUCUGUGCACACUGGCUUUGCAUCAAUUCACAGUAAAUCGCAAAUCAUCAUGGAGUGAUUACUUGAUCAUAAUUCAAAAACAAUAGUGACCAUGUACCGUUUAAAACAGCAUUACAACAGUCUCAUUCUUGUGUAGCGUCCAUAUUGUAGUCAGAGGCCAUGUUCAUUUGAAUUCAACUACAACUGUGAAAAUGGCCCCUGUGAUAGCUGGACCAUUGUGUGCACACGGUGGCUCACUUACACAGAUAAACUGAUGGAUCAUAAUCACAUCUUAAUGCUUUUCUCUUACAGUAACUGCAACUCCAACACCUGGCAUCUUGCUGCUCCACUGGUGGGUGUGGAUGUUAAUUGGGGUGUCUGCUGUCAUUGUGAUCGUCCUAAUUAUUGUAUGCAUCUUGGUGAGAAGACGAUGCCGCAAACGCAAAGGUACCAUUAUAUCUUUCUUUCUAAUCCUCUUGAUCUACCAACAGGGCAGUAAACACUAUAAGUAA